This is a messenger RNA of Penicillium macrosclerotiorum, 1818 nucleotides long. Its product is annotated as MFS transporter. Gene Ontology annotation, biological process: transmembrane transport. The transcript is spliced from 2 exons. The coding region runs from base 1 to 1818 and encodes 605 amino acids. The record is from RefSeq and is a predicted model, not a curated record. Gene Ontology annotation, molecular function: transmembrane transporter activity. Lineage: Eukaryota; Fungi; Ascomycota; Eurotiomycetes; Eurotiales; Aspergillaceae.
AUGGCGAGCCCCGAAGAGCAUCAUGCAUCUGAAAAGAUCGAACCCGUCCUCCCCACCAAGAUCCCAUACUGGCGCCUCGUAUUCGACCAAGGCGUGGUGACCCAGGAAGUCAUGAACCAUCCAUAUCCUGGUUCCGGCACAGAGGACGACCCGUACGCUGUGACAUGGAUCCCCAACGAUCCUCGCAACCCCAUGAAUUUCAGCGAAGUGAAGAAAUGGAGUUUCACAAUGCUUGUGGCUAUUGCCACCUUAGCUGUUGCAUUGGUUUCCUCCGCCUAUACCGGCGGUGUUGCGGAAAUUGAAGAGGAAUUUGGUAUCGGAGACGAAGUCGCUACUUUGGGUGUCUCGCUUUUCGUUAUCGGCUUUGCUGUUGGCCCGCUGCUUUGGGCUCCUUUCAGCGAGCUGUUCGGCCGCCAGAUCCUCUUCACCACCACCUACUGCGCCCUGACUGCAUUCAAUGCUGGUUGCACCGGCGCGAAGAAUUCCUGGACUCUCAUCAUCCUCCGUUUCUUUGCCGGCGCCUUUGGAUCCUCUCCCCUCACAAACGCCGGUGGCGUCAUUGCUGAUAUGUUUCCGGCGAAGCAGCGUGGGAUUGCUAUGAGUCUCUUUGCUGCUGCGCCCUUCCUCGGUCCCGUCUUGGGUCCCAUAAUUGGUGGUUUCUUGGGAAUGAACGAGGGAUGGAAGUGGGUGAUGGGUUUUCUGGCCAUCUUUUCGGGUGCGGUUUGGAUCUUGGGCUCCCUCCUGAUCCCGGAAACUUACGCGCCGGUGCUGCUCCGCCGCCGUGCCGAGAAGCUUUCGAAGCUCACGGGCAAGGUCUAUACUAGCAAGAUCGACAUCGACCAAGGAAAGGUCUCUCUGAAGGACUCCUUCAAGAUUGCUCUGUCCCGCCCCUGGAUCCUGUUGCUCAAAGAGCCGAUUGUCUUCCUUCUAUCGCUGUAUAUGGCUAUCAUCUACGGUACCCUGUACAUGAUGUUCGCGGCUUUCCCUAUUGUCUACCAAGCAGAUCGUGGCUGGAACCAAGGAAUUGGCGGCCUGGCUUUCCUCGGUAUCAUGGUUGGCAUGCUGAUUGCCGUGGUUUAUACUCUCUGGGACAAUAAGCGGUAUAUCAAGGUCCAGGAUGCGCAUGAAGGUUUCGCGCCCCCGGAGGCUCGUCUGCCGCCUACUAUGGUCGCCUCGAUCGCAGUCCCUGUGGGCUUGUUCUGGUUUGCGUGGACAAACUACCCUUCGAUCCACUUUAUGGCCAGCAUUGCGGCUGGUGUGCCCUUCGGCUUUGGCAUGGUGCUUGUCUUCCUAGGUAUCAUGAACUACCUGAUCGAUGCCUACACCAUCUUCGCCGCAUCCGUCCUUGCCGCCAACUCAGUCCUGCGUUCCUGCUUCGGUGCUGCAUUUCCUCUGUUCACCACCUACAUGUAUAACAGCCUGGGUAUCCACUGGGCUUCCUCGAUCCCCGCGUUCCUGGCCCUCGCCUGUCUACCCUUCCCGUUCCUGUUCUACAAGUAUGGUGCCGCCAUCCGCAAACGCUGCAAGUUCGCUGCUCAGUCCGAUGCGUUCAUGCGCAAGAUCCAGGAGCAGGCCACUGCUAUCCCAUCCGAAAAGGAAGAGGAGAUUAAGUUCGAUCGCACCGAGGCUCCUGCUCCAGACGGAUCGCUGUCCAGCGAGUCCGAUUCCGCUACUGGCGAGCUUCCCUCGGCACAGCGCAUCCGCAGUCGCGCUUAUUCUUCUGCCUCUCGCACAAGCUCGUUGCACCGCGUGCCAACCUACGAAGGCAACCCGUACGAUAUUGAUCGGGUCCACACCCGCGAAUCGUUCAAGAACUAA